GGAAGAAUUGGAGUAUUGGACUAUAUAGCUAGAGGUUCUUCAAUUGCAUGUGAGGGUGAGACCAAUGACUUUAACUUCCUCGAUAGAAGUGAUGUGAGACCUAAGGAAUCUAUGCAUAAAAGGGUUCAUCCUCCUUAACACCAUAAUCAUUCAACCCCACUCAGUUUACCUUCACUUUUCCCUUUCCUCACAAAACAGAACUCCACAAAGAGAAAAAAAAAAAGAGACCAACUAUUGUCUCUUACUCCACACACAAUCCCUUGAUUUUCUCUCUCUCUAUGACCUUGCUUUACAAGGAGAUCCCAAUGUAGAUCCCCACCAACCGCCAUUUCUUCAGCUGAAAGCCUCUUAUCCGUCAAACACUCAUGUCCCAUUACAGUACUGACUGUUAGGCAGAUAGUGGAAAAAGAAAAAAAAGAUAUAAUUGAGAUGGAUGUGAGUAGGAGAAGACUUGGAGUUAGAUGCAGUGUGGUUGCAGGGUCAGUGUGGGAGAGCAGAAUGAAGAGUGAUGAAGUUGGUGGUGGAGUUAAGGUCUUCACUGGAGAACAAAGUGCUGAAGAAGGAGGCAAUGGUGGCACCUGCAGAUUGAAGAGAAGCCAAAUUGGGAGUGUGGUUGCCACUGGAAAGAGAAAAACUUGGAAAUCAGAAGGGUUAGAAAACAACCAUAUUCAAAUAGCCAUAGGAAAAUCAGAACCCCAGAAGAAUGGUGGUAAUAGUAGUAGUAGUCAGCAAUGCAAGGAUCUCAACAUAUCUUCUGAUUCAAUCAAGAAGAGCCCAAUUCAGGCCAGGAAGAAAAGGUCUGGGGUGGGUGAAUCUUUUGAAAAGAAUGCUGGGAAGCUCAGAAAGAACAAAUCAGAUUUAAUUAAGAAUGUCGGUGAUGGAGAUGCGGGAAAUGCAAUUCAGCCUAGGAAGGGCAAAUCAGAGUUGGAUCAUGUUUUGGAUGAAUCAAGGAAUGAUGGAUUGGCUGGUGGGUCUGCAAGAGUUGUAAUUCUCAAUGGGAAGAAUGAUUGUGAUGAAAAUUGCAAGGAUUUUGGUGUGUGCCUAGAGAAGGUCAUUUCUAGCAAUUCAGGUAAUGUUGGCAUGAUCAAGUGUUCACCAGUGCAUGUUGAUGAUGAUGAUGAAGAUGAUGUGGUAGAGGAAGAGGUGGAUGAUGAGGAGAUUGAUAUUGAGAUGGAGAAGGGGAGCUUUGAUGUUAAGGAAAUCAGUGUACCAGAAUCCAAGGUUGUGAAUGAGACAGAAAGGAAGGAGGUUGUGAAUGUAGCAGCAAAACAGAAGAUUGUGAAUGAACCAGAACCUAAAAAGGUUGUGAGUACCAACAGACAAUUUCAUCAAAAAAAUGAAAGGCCAGUGUCUGUUCCUAUAUCUGUGAAGCCAUCUCUUCCAAUUAGAAAGCUUUCCACAAUUCACCAAAAUUUCUCCAAGGCUGAUUCAAUUCCAAAGGCAGAAGAGUACUGUAGUUUUCCACAGAGCCAGAACAAACUGCAGAGUUUAGUUGAUUUAAUCAUGUGGAGAGAUAUCUCUAGAUCAGCAUUUAUCUUCGGGAUUGGAACAUUCGCCAUAGUUUUAUCUUCUUAUGCAAAAGAUAUCAAUCUGAGUCUUAUUUCUGUAAUGUCCUAUAUUGGCCUUGUCUAUCUAGCUGUUAUCUUCCUCUAUAGAUCACUAAUAUGCAGGGGGGUCAUAGAUGUAGAGGACACAAACUAUGUACUACGAGAAGAAGAAGCAAUUUGGGUGCUAAAAUUGAUCCUUCCUUACUUGAAUGAGUUCCUGUCAAAACUUAGAGCCAUGUUUUCUGGAGAUCCUGGUACCACAAUUAAGUUGGCAGUUUUGCUCUUUGUUCUUGCCAGAUGUGGCAGCUACAUAACCAUUUGGAAGAUGGCCAAAUUCGGCUUCUUUGGAGUUUUUACCGUGCCAAAAAUCUGCUCCUCGUAUUCUGCACAGUUAACUGCAUUCGCAAACUUUUGGAUUCGUCGAUUCCGGGAUGCUUGGGAUUCUUGCUCUCACAAAAAGGCUGUGGCUCUUGGCAUUUUUGGCCUUGUUUGGAAUUUGUCAUCAGUGGUUGCUCGCAUUUGGUCAGUGUUUGUGCUAUUUGUGGCCUUCAGAUAUUAUCAACAACAUUAUUUGGUGAGAGAGGAAUUGGUGGAAAAUGAAGCAGGAUGUGAUGAAACAUGGCAAGAACCUGCUGGAGUUAAAGUUGGAAUGCAGAGACAACAGUCCACACACAAAAUCUUUGAAACUCAGAAAGUAAAGAAAGUAUUCUAAAGAGCGCUAAAUUAUUUUGUUAGUUCCACGUAGAUUUUCUCCAUUGUAUAAAAUUGUUGUCAUUGUAAAGGUCAUUUUUAGUGUUUUUCUUAAUAGAGCAUGGUUCAUGAGGAAAAAGAAAUAAUCACUUGGACAUUUAUGGCUUGUUAUUAGAAUUUGUUAAUUCUUUCUAUUUCAAAA
Glycine soja is the source of this 2439-nucleotide messenger RNA. Its product is annotated as reticulon-like protein B21. The record is from RefSeq and is a predicted model, not a curated record. The transcript has 9 exons. NCBI's taxonomy places the organism in Eukaryota, Viridiplantae, Streptophyta, Magnoliopsida, Fabales, Fabaceae. The coding region runs from base 430 to 2259 and encodes 609 amino acids.